AUGGUGCUCAACGACACAUCACCGCAGUCCGAGUCCGAGGGCUCCUACGCGCCAUCCCAAAAUGGAUCCAACUCAUACACCAGCGGCCACAUCCCAAUCCCCGGGUAUCCCCUCGUGCUCAAAACCGAAUACCUUUCCCGCCCAGACCCAUUCACGCUGUACUUCGGCUUCGUCGGCCAACGCAACUGGCUCCACAAGAACGGCGCACACGUCCGCGACCGCAUUGAAUCCUGCAAAGUGAUGAUCAACCGGCUCCCCACGCAGGAGGAGCUCGACGCCUUCGUCUACCACGGCAGCAAAUACAUCUACCACCAGCGCCUCGGCGCGCCCUACUGCGGCGCCAUCGGCAUGGCGUACGUGUACUGGCGCGUGCGCAACUCGGGGGUCGUCGCGCAUCUUGCCCCCGGACUGAAACCGGGGCAGAGGCCGUCGCCGGCGCAGGUGUUGGCGGCUGUGAAGCUCUACUCGACGAUCGAGCCGGCGAAUUUCCGACAGUUAAUGGUGUGGGGAUCGUUCCGGUGGUUCUUCUGGGUGGCGGCGGGCUCGGUGAUAACGAGUGUGUGGGGGAUGUUCCAUGAUCUGAAGGAGACGAUGGGCGAUCCGCGGCUGAAGCAGUUCUUUGCGGAGAUGAAGGAUAAUGACCCGGAGGAGGUGCGCAGGCGGAAGGUCCAGAGGGUUGUGGAGAAGACGAAAGCGGCCAGGGAGGCGGCGGAGCGGCGCGCGCAGGGCUUGCCGCCUGUGGAGCCGGGGAUGGGUCAGGGUGUCGGUGCGGGAGGGGGAGGCUACGCUGAGAGCCAUGAGCAUGACCAGGAUGGUGGGACGUACGGGUCUUUGGACCCUUACUCUUCUUCCUCUGCGAGGGAGACUGUUGAGUCGGCGUCGUCGGAUAAGCCUGCUAAUCUGCCGGAUCGGAAUCUGGGGCGCUUGUACGGUGAUCCCUCCGCGACGCAGUCGAUGCGCGGUGCUACCACUGUCGACCAGAACAAGACUUCGGACUUUUUUGAAAGUGACGACGCGAGCCCCGUUGCGGCGGAGUAUCGCUCUGACGGUGGCUCGCAGGGAAGCGCCUGGGAUCGCAUUAGACAGCAGGCCAGUUCUGGCUCCCAGGGCGGGCAGGAUAGCGGGCUAGGGUCGGCGUGGAAUCGGUCCGUCAAUGAGAGGCAACAGCGCGAGCAGGAUAGCGGGUUAGGGUCAGCAUGGAACCGGGGUUCUUCAUCGCCAGACAGUGACAGCCGACAGCGCGAACAAGCUCAGGCUGAAUUUGACCGCUUGCUAGAGGCCGAGAGGAACAUGGCCGGUGACUCUCAAGGGGGAGAGAAGAAGGGAUGGGGAAGAUGGAACUGA
Molecule: messenger RNA, 1344 nt
Organism: Aspergillus pseudoviridinutans
Lineage: Eukaryota; Fungi; Ascomycota; Eurotiomycetes; Eurotiales; Aspergillaceae
Product: putative endo-1,3(4)-beta-glucanase
Exons: 1
Coding region: 1-1344 (447 amino acids)
Source: RefSeq, a predicted model, not a curated record